UCAUUUCCCUGCUCGAAUCUCCAGUUAGCAUGUUCUCAAUUCCCCUUUAGCUACGCUGCUUUUGCUCAUUUAUCCCACUAUCAGCUGUGAGAGGGGGAUGGGGAGCGAUGGAAUAAGUGUGUGGGGGAAGAAACUUUGCAUCUGUAGUCCCCGCGGGGCACAGCGCCUGGCAGCUUCAGGGACGGACCUGUCAGCGGUGAGACGUCCCACCUCGUGCAUGCACCAGUGGUCUCCAGCACUGCAUGAGAAAGGUUGGUGUUACUUUGCUGAAGCGACAGAGGCAGGCCCUGAGUCGGAGGUGAAGAGAGCAGGAUAGGAGUCCUCCCAGACAGCAGGGAGCAGAAGCAGGCAUGCAGGACUCCGCUUCGGACAUCAAGAUGGCCAAACAGGAACAGAACUCCAAGCAUCUGGAUGAACACAGAGAAACAGAUGACAUGUCUGAGAAGAUGUCCCCAAACAAAAACCUCAAAUCUCCCCAGAAAGGCUCCAAACGACUUAAAACCACUCCCUUCAAAGUGACCCUGCUGGACACCUCCGAGUACGAAGGAGAAAUUGAGAAACACUCCAAAGGACAGAUCCUGAUGGACAUGGUGUGUGAGCACCUCAACUUGCUGGAGAAAGACUACUUUGGGCUGACCUUUGCUGACACAGACACCCAGAAGAACUGGUUGGACCCCUCCAAGGAGAUCAAGAAGCAGAUGCGCAACUCUCCAUGGCACUUUGCCUUUGCUGUCAAGUUCUACCCUCCAGACCCCUCCCAGCUCACUGAGGAUAUUACCAGAUACUACCUGUGUCUGCAGCUGAGGGAUGACAUGCUGUCAGGUCGACUGCCGUGCUCGUUCGUCACUCACGCCCUCCUGGGCUCCUACUCCGUUCAAGCCGAACUGGGGGACUAUGACCACGACGACCAUGGCUCUGACUAUGUCAGCGAUUUCCGCUUUGCCCCCAAUCAGACUCGUGAGCUGGAGGAGAGGGUGAUGGAGCUCCAUCGAAACUACAAGGGGAUGACUCCAGCAGAGGCUGAAAUUAACUUCUUGGAGAAUGCAAAGAAACUGUCCAUGUAUGGUGUGGACCUCCAUCAUGCUAAGGACUCUGAAGGGAUUGACAUAAUGUUGGGUGUCUGUGCCAACGGCCUGCUGAUUUACCGCGACAGGCUGAGGAUCAACCGCUUUGCCUGGCCAAAGAUCCUCAAGAUCUCCUAUAAGAGGAGCAACUUCUACAUUAAGAUACGACCUGGAGAGUAUGAGCAGUUUGAAAGUACAAUCGGCUUUAAGCUUCCCAACCACAGAGCUGCCAAGAAACUGUGGAAGGUCUGCAUUGAGCACCACACCUUUUUCCGGCUGGUUUCUCCAGAGCCUCCUCCUAAGGGCUUUUUGGUGAUGGGUUCAAAGUUUCGAUACAGUGGAAGGACACAGGCUCAGACCAGACAGGCCAGCGCUCUUAUAGACCGACCGGCUCCGCACUUCGAACGCUCCACCAGCAAGAGGUACCUGCUGUCCAGGAGCUUGGAUGGAGCAGAGUUCUCACGACCGGUGUCAGCCAUGUGCGAGAACCAUGAUGGCAUAUCCCGCCGCAGCGUCAGUGAACAGCGUCGCCUCCGCAGUCCCUCUGUGGACGAGCAGGAGACCGAGCUGGAGCCCAGUUUGGAGCAGGACGAGGAGGACAAGGACCAAGAGCAGGGCCAGGACACGGAUGACGGCAAUGUCACUCCAAGCAGAAAGAAAGAGAUCAUGGAGGAGGCUGGGUCACCAGUUGACAGUAAACAGGAGCUCUCUCAGUUGGACCAGGAGGCCACGCCUCGGCACCAACAGGAGUUUCUGGAUAAGUCUCAGGACUUCUUGCUGAAGCACCAGGCCAGCAUCAACGAGCUGAAGAGAACCCUGAGGGAGCCCAACAGCAAGCUGAUGAACCGCGAGAAGCGUCUGUCAGCCUCCUCCCCGACAGGCACACCAGAGAAGAAGGCUUUGGUGGGCCGAGCAGUGGGAAAGGACCCUGUUAACAGCCUGUCUGUUGAGGGUUUCGUCCAGAAGACUCUGGUGACUUCACCUGAGGGCUCUGAGGAGUGGGUAUUGAUUGAAAAACAAGAAACUUAUCAACAGGACCAUGACUGGAAGGCAGAAGAAAAGAACAAAUCUCUGUCAUCUGAUUCCUCAUGGGAGAAAAAGGAGCUGGACAAAGAGAUAGACAUUGCCAAGAUGAUACAUAAAGAGGUAACAGGGUAUGACAGGAAAGAAAUGAAAAGCCAUAUUGAUGAAUUUCGAUCAACAAAAUCGUCCAGAGAGGCAGAUGUAUGCUCUGAGCCUCGACCAGCGAACAAAAGUCGUUUUGUGAUUCAGUUAUCGGAGAAUGCGGACUUGCUUCAAGACAAAUCUCAAAGUAAACCAUCUGAAGCCUCAGACCCUCAGGCAAACAAUGAUGUGGCCCUGGGCUCGUGCCAGAUAAAGGAACGCACAGCUUCUAAACCGAGAAAAAAGAGGAGACCCCAGAGCUUAAACCUGGGAAUGCCUGCAGAGCUCAUCUACAGGAAAGGAGACAGUGAUUCUACUGGAGAAGAAAAUGAGGGCUCAGAUUCAGACAACAGUCCAGAAAAUACCUCUAAAACAGGAAAUGACUGUGAGUCAUCCUGGUUGGUGAUGAUGAAAGAUGAUCAGGGAUCAGGAAAAGAUCAGUCUGUCAGGGUCUAUACAGACAACAAACAAGAGGAUAUAUCAAUAGGAGAAAGCAGGGAGGUCUCCAAUGAAGGAGCAGAGCAGGUAAAGAGGAAAGUGAGUCAGGUUUGGCCAGCUGAUAUCGACUUAGGCUCAGUGAACGGACCCGGAAAGGUAGAACAUGAUAGUUCAUUAGCAGGUGUUAAAGGGGAGUGUGUGAUGAAGGUGCGAGGGAAGGGCCUUAUUGACAACAAAGAGCUAGCUGAGGUGAAACUGCGACAGGUCAGGACACAUGAGAGGAAGAUCAGUAGUUCUGGGGGAGAGGAUAUUGAGGGUUUCAUUGGAGACAGAGGUCAGAGGACGUCUCUCCACCGACUGUCAGGCAGCAGCUACCAGUCGGAAAUCACCAGGAUCGUUCCUCUCAAGCCAGAGCGAUCAAAGAGCAUAGCGUGUAAGGAUGAAAGGGACAGGACAGGACAGGACGAGCCCACACGGGCCAUGAGAAGAGAGUACCGCUGGUCGGUCGGCUCUCCAGAGGGACCCUCGGACUUCAACUGGACGGAUGUCUCCACCCACCUUCCAGCAUUCACAGCAGAUCUGGAGGGUAUCGGUAAAACAGAACAUCCUGAUGAUAGCUAUCAGUCCAAUAGAGGACCUACAGAGAGUCAGUUGUUCAGCUCGAAGAUUUCAGCACUUCCCAAAAUGGUUCCCCCAGCCCCGCCAGUGAAAACACAGAAGGCCAGGGAGUCUGGACUAAUACUACGGAACAGCCGAAAUGCCGGCAGGGAGCCGAGCCUGGACGCAGCCAAGAAGAGACACUCGGAGCCUGUCUCUACUCCUGCCAUUUAUGAAGAGCCGUUUGCUGAUUUCAAGAAGGAGCUCGGGGACAGGAGGCCCCCACCGAUCAUAACCUCAGAGGAGGAGCAGGAGCGGGACACGGUGGCCUGCAUGAGGGAAACCCACCUGGGCAUCGAGCGCAAGUGCUCCAGCAUGACGGUGAGCUCCACGUCCAGCCUGGAGGCUGAGGUCGACUUCACCGUCAUCAUGGACCUCCACUCCAGCGUGGAUGACUUCUCUAAGGGCAUGUCGGAGCUGGGAGAGAGGGAGAGACAGCCCGAAGUUGGCCGGGAGGACUUUGAGGAGACCUCCAGGUUCUACUCAGCCCGUCUAAUGGGCUCCCGGGACAAGUCUCCCAUGGAGGAGAAGCUUCCUGAGGAGGGAACACAUCAUGAGCCUCCUGUGGCAAAGAAAGACCCCAGUGCUGUGAGCGUGGCCCAUAUGCUGAAGAGGUCCGACAGCAAGAUGGAGACACAUACGAAUGGAUCAGAGAUCCACCCCAACAUCAUGAAUGUCUCACCGAAGAACUAUGGAGUCGUCAGCCCGCGGGAGGCUCCUGCUGCCCUGAAAGAAAACGGCUCCCCGGUAAAAGCUGUCACCCAGGAGAGGGAGUCUGUUGUGUCCCCACUGACCAUCACCGCUGAGAGCGUCACCUCAGCAACCACAACUCAAGUUACCAAGACUGUGAAAGGGGGCUACUCAGAGACCAGGAUUGAGAAAAGGAUUAUAAUCACAGGAGACGAUGAUGUGGACCAGCAUCAGGCCCUCGCUAUGGCGAUCCAAGAGGCCAAACAGCAGCACCCCGACAUGCUGGUGACAAAAGCAGUGGUUAUCAGGGAAACAGAGUCUCCCACUGAGGAGCUGCAGCAGAGGGCAGAGUCCUGAUUGGUCAUGGUGGCUCCUGAGACGGGGGGACAGUACGCCACCAACCCGACAUGAGGACUAUCUACCCCGCCUGUGUACACACCAACACGAGAACAGACUGCGUUCCAUGAAGCAGUAGACCUCCACUCCUGUCCCUUUAGACAAACCAACUGUGACUCGGCCUCUCACCAGACCCGGCCUCCUGUCCUGUCCCGGCCCCGUCCCAGCCCUCCACCUCCUUAUGGAACAGGAACUGUCUUCUAUUGGAUGAUUUACCACUUGGUGGAGUGAUGCAAGAUUGAAAGUGAAACCCGGUCACAUCUUUUACUGUUUGAAUCCACCUCUGUAAGAGUCAUUUGAAACUUUACUUGCAUAUUAUUUAAGUAUUUAAUCAAAUACAUUUUGACUCCUUUAGACCCUGGGGGUCAUUUGUAUCAAAGAGUUUUCAACCCCAAACUCCCCCCAGCCCCAAUACCCUUUCCUCACAAAUUACGUCCCAAAUAUGGGCCCUGUGCUACUGUCACAUAUGAUAUGAAUACGAUAUAGGAGCAGGGGAGGGUUGAAUAAAAGGAUGGGGACCGUGCUGGUGGUGGAGGGGUGGGAAGGGGAGGUUGGUGCCAAUUGGCGUGAGGCAGCCUUUUGCUCGUUGUUGCCACCUCCUGGUUGUGACACCUUCAGUAUAAUCAACAGCUGUCUUAUUAGCUUUUUACAUUUUUAUCUAUAGAGGGUCUAAUUUAUGUCCUGUGUUCGCUUGUUUAUGAAAUAUGUAUAAUAUCAGAUGAUUAUAAUCUGCAUGAUUCAAUUACAAAAUAGCAGAGGGAAUGAAAAAAGUAAAAAAAUACACGGACAUGUCCACAUUUUAAAUCCAUGAGAAGCUCUGAGAUGAUGGGACUGAGCAUGUGUGGAGAAACUAAACACCACUGCGCCACUGAGCAGUGGACACACAGUGAUCUUGAUGGACUCUGCUGAAGAAGGACAGUUGUGUAACACUUCAGCUGGCACUCAGCUUUGGUCCCAGUCUCCAACGUACAAACAUUACUGUCCUCGUCCCGUUCCCCCCGCUCACUGUUACCGUUACCGUUACCGUUACCGUUACCGUUACCGUACCAUGUUGGUGUCAACUCGCCAUCUGCAUAAAGAAACGCUGGUCACAUGUUUUGGGCACAGUUAUAGGAUUUUUAGAGAAAUUUUAAUAUAAAUAAUGUUUUAUCUAAUAAGUUUCAGAAAUGUUUCCAUUUGUUUUUUCUUUGAUUUUACUGACUUCCAUCAUGAAACAGAGUUUAUUUGUUAUUCUUGUGUUUUAGGACGUUUCAGUCAUCAUGUGUGAACAUGCUGGAACCUCUCUCUGAAAGAGGUUUUUUUGUGCUGUUACUUUGCUCGAUGCUGCGUUCCACUGGAGAUCUUAAACAUCUCACCAAAGUUAGAAACAAGUUUGACUUUGUGAAGAUGUGAUGCAAUCAAGAGAAAUACAUAGAACUGGGGAAUGAGUCUUUGGUUAUUAACAAUCUUGACAAUAAUCAAUAUCAGCAUCAUAUCCAUUCCUAGAACCUGAUAGCAUAGAUAUGAUAGAUUUUUUUGACAGUGCAAGAAGCUGUAAACAUUGAUAUAUUAUAAUGGCAGAUGUGUUAGCAUACAGUUGUCUGUUUAAACAUUCAGCAGACACGGAACAACAUUAGUAUUCAAGGAUGGAGUCAUGUUUCCUUCCACCUGGUGAAUGUAAGUCCAAUAUUCACUCUUUUCAGGGAAAUAUUUAGCUGCUAAAUUCUCCACUAUGUCCAUCACUAUGUUGCUAACUUUGUCUGCAGUGUGGUGCUGACUAGAGUGACCCAAACCAGUAAAGUUGCGGGCCAUAAAAAAAACCAAAACAAUGCGCUCAAGGUAGUGUUUAAGCCUCUUAGGCUAAGUGCUGAGGGAAACCACAGCGUCAGGUGGUAGCUCACUCUGAGUUCGUUGCCAACAGCAACACCUUUCACAUUAUACAAAGUCAUAUGAUUCAUUUGAAUUGUAAAAUAUUUAUCAUAGCAGCUUCAAUCAGCAAGCGAUGUUAGAUUUUCCACUUUUGAAUAAUAUGUGCAUGUUCACAAACACUGCCUGAAAAGUUCAAAACCACAAGAUUAACAUGGGUACUGUUUUGUUUUCUGUUGGAUUAACUCUUUUCAUUUUUUAUGGUGUAUGAGUUUGUAAUUGUAUUUAUAGGAGUGGUGAAUGUGAGGCCUGUGCUUUUCCUCCCCGAUCCCCUUCACAGACAAAGCCGAGACUCAUAGUGUGACACCCAUGAAGCGCCGUCUACCCACAGAAACGUUGGCUGUCACGUAACAUAUAUCCUGGAUGACCUUUAAUACUAUACUAUGCAUCACUUAUCAUACGUACGAAUCCCUCUGAUGGAGCCUGACCCAUGUUAGACGUGUUGCCGUCAUUGUUAACUUUGUGCUACUGUUCACUGAAGCAGUGAAGCGCACUGCUUGUGAGAUUUGCAAUAAGCAGCCAUUAUUCUUAUCCUCUGUCCUCUAAAGGGAGAAAACUGUGAACUCUCAUGCGUACCGAAUCUUAACCAAAACCUAUAACACAGAGUUAUUGAUAUUCAAAGUUGCUUAUCCAACACUUGUGACCAUGGCUUUGUCGCCCUCGUCGUCUAACCCUCCCAUCCCCUGACUUGAAACUGUCGACCUGCUGUUAAUGUGUCUGAGGAAACAAGAGAUUCCCAAACUGAUUAUUUGUAUAUUCUAUUUUGCUCUGUUUUAUGUUUUUUUUUUGGUCAUAUGACACUGGACUGUUGUGAAGGCACUUGCUUGCAGUGAUAGCAGCUCAUAUACUGUACACUGUUGGGAAAAAUGACCUGUCUUUGCUGACACACUACUGAUGGAAGAGGAACGACUGUAGGCAUCGGGAGAGAAGCUGUGUGCUGUGGGUGAGGUGGUGAGUUGAAGGAUGGAGGGGCUGUAUUUAUAUAUAAAAUCUCCAUACUACUGUGUAUUAUCUUGUAAACUAUGUAGAAAUUAAGAAGAGCCAGGAAUGUGUUUUUAAGUUCAAGGGAUGAGGCAGUAAGUAUAAUCCGAAGGACGGCAGUGCCAUGAAUGGGUGCCUUAUGUUUGGAGUGGUGGGUUAUGGGAGCAGGAGCUAUCAGUGCUCUGCUGAAAGUGCUGUUAAUCACCACAAGGCAGAUGUAAAAACGACCUCUCCUAUCAGUCCAAGGUGAAGAGGAGCUGUCAUGGAAGUGAAUUACUGUCUUGUAAAGAAUGUGACAUUGAGUGUAUUGACAAACGAAGUGUCUCUGAAUCCGGACUGUUGGUCCUCAGCAAGAUGAAAACAUUAAUUGGCCCCAUUAUCGUAGAAAAAAAACAGCAUAGUACAGAUUAUAGAUAUGAGCUUUUUUUUUUUCUCCGUGAAGAGCAUCAAACUGCUCCCUGUUUAGCCUCCACCUUCAAUUCUCCACUGCCUUUUGCUCUACAUUCCCCUAGUGCUUGGUGGUGUGUAUUUGCUGUAUUUGCAUUCAGUCUAAAUGGAAAACAUACAUGCAUAAAUAAAUGUCUCAGUAUGAUUCAAACACUGUCUCUGAUUCUGAAAAGAGGGGAGAGGGAUUUCACUUUGACUUCUAUAAUGAAGAAGAGAAACUUGGGAAAAUGUAUUCUUGUUUUUACUUAUUGAUGUGGCUUUUUCAUACAUAAAUAAUUCAUCAUAUGUAAUAAACAGUUGUUUUUUGUAAUAUA
Dicentrarchus labrax (European seabass) is the source of this 8056-nucleotide messenger RNA. RefSeq names its product band 4.1-like protein 1. Bases 351 to 4370 code for a protein of 1339 amino acids. The record is from RefSeq and is a predicted model, not a curated record. The transcript is spliced from 25 exons. Gene Ontology annotation, biological process: cortical actin cytoskeleton organization. Gene Ontology annotation, cellular component: plasma membrane; cytoskeleton. Gene Ontology annotation, molecular function: actin binding; structural molecule activity. Lineage: Eukaryota; Metazoa; Chordata; Actinopteri; Moronidae.